AUGGAGGAUAGUGGUACAUCAAGGGAGAAUCUUACAUGGACUGAAGCACAAAUGGACUACUUAGUCCAGCUUCUUUUGGAGCAAUCACGCAUUCCUGGUAUGAAGUCGGGUGGAGGUUUGAAGGCAAAAGCAUACACAUCAAUAGAAAGAAGCAUGAUAGACCGCUUCGGAAGGGACUUCACUAAGGACAAAAUAAAAAAUAAACUGAAAUAUGCAAAACCAAACUUGACAGUGUUGAAGGAAAUGAUGAACACAAGCGGGUUUGGAUAUGACCCUACUAACAAAUGCAUUGAAGUUGACCCCCAGGUUUGGAGUGAGUACAUUGAGAAAUACCCAAAUAGAAAAAAGUACAAAGGACCAAAGUUUUGGAGGUACUAUGAUGAGUUUCUUGAGAUAUUUGGUGAUUCUCACGCAACUGGGAACACAGCAGACACGUGCAACAGCAUGUUAUUAGAGGAUAUUAUUGAACCAUUCCCAACAACACCUGCUUCCCAAUCGACUCCAUUUCACAUGGAACCUAAAAAUACACAAUCAUUCACAUAG
This is a messenger RNA of Nymphaea colorata (pocket water lily), 543 nucleotides long. RefSeq lists its product as uncharacterized. The record is from RefSeq and is a predicted model, not a curated record. NCBI's taxonomy places the organism in Eukaryota, Viridiplantae, Streptophyta, Magnoliopsida, Nymphaeales, Nymphaeaceae. The transcript is spliced from 2 exons. The coding region runs from base 1 to 543 and encodes 180 amino acids.